AUGGCCGAAGGUGCGCUCCGGGAAAUGGGCUUCUCAGACCGUAUACUGAGUCCUUCGUCCGCCGAAUUCGCACCAGCAUCGCUUCGUGCCAAUGCUGCAGCCGAAUGCAAAGCUGCACUGAUUGCAUUUCCAGCUUCUACAGAAGCUGUCUCCUUGGCAAUAAGAUUUGCAGCACGUUCCAAGCUAGAGAUUGCUGUCAAGUGUGGGGGUCACCAUUAUUCAAGCGCCAGCAGCAUCGAAAAUGGCCUUGUAAUUGAUAUGGGUGCCCUCAAGAGCGUCUCAAUUGACAAGGCCGCUAUGAAGGUGACUAUAGGAGGCGGCUGUCUAUGGGGGGACGUCUAUACAGCAUUACGCGACAAACGCCUUGUCUGCGUUGGAGGCGGUGUCCACGUGGUGGGCGUUGGUGGUCACAUCACGGGGGGCGGCUACGGGCCCUUGUCCUUCAAAUACGGCAUGGCAUGUGAUAAUGUCAUUGAAGCCACCGUCGUCGUUGCAGAUGGAAGAAUACUCCGAGCCAGCGAAAUAGAGAACUCCGAUCUGUUCUUCGCCAUCAGAGGCGGCUCUUCCUCAUUCGGCGUUGUUACGGAGUUCGUGCUCAAAAUAUAUCCUGAUCAAGGCCCCUAUUUCUUCAAAUCUGUUGGCUUUACAGCUGAUGCCCGAGUAAAAGUCUUUUCUGAACUGAGAAGUUUUCUUGCACGCAUUCCGGUUGAAAGACAGAUAUUAGUGUUUUUAAACUUCGUUCGCGGUCCACCGCCACACAGUGAGGCACUAAUCAUACUGAACUUCUUUGGGCUCGGUGCUGUCGAAGACUUCGAGGAUGUUUUUGAGCCAUUUCUCAAAGCUGGAACACAAUUUCUCAAUCAUACAACACAUUGCCCAUCAUUGGUCGAGUUUAGUCAUGUCAUUGAUGAUCUAUUACUUCAAGGUGCACCGCGGAAAGCCAAUGGGGGUGCUCCAAUCACCAGUCUAUGGCCGGGAAUGGCAGAAGAAGUUUGGGAUCGUUGGAUGAGCUACACAGACGCAAAUCCAGAUGCAAGACAAACAAAAGUGUUUCUGGAAUUUCACAACAGUAAGCGGCAGCGUCCGGAAACAACAUGUAUACCAGUCGAUGUACCAAGACAUGGAAUGUGCGUAUCGAGCGAAGAACAUCAUGACCCAGCUGGAGAUCAACGUGCUGAACAGUGGACUCACGAAAUGAAUAAUGCGGUACGUUCGUAUGAGAAACGAUAUGGAGCACGAGACUUGGGAGUCAAUGGCAACGCGAGCAUGUUGAUUGAGAAAAGCGAGGAUGUCUGGGGUCAACACUACUUUCGCUUGCGGAGAAUCAAGGCGAAAUACGACCCGACAUAUGUCUUUAAACGCUACUUCCCAAUAGUGUUAGAUCUAGAUGGCGCUAGCGCAUCGUUAUAA
This is a messenger RNA of Exophiala bonariae, 1410 nucleotides long. RefSeq lists its product as uncharacterized. NCBI's taxonomy places the organism in Eukaryota, Fungi, Ascomycota, Eurotiomycetes, Chaetothyriales, Herpotrichiellaceae. The transcript is spliced from 11 exons. Gene Ontology annotation, molecular function: FAD binding; oxidoreductase activity. Bases 1 to 1410 code for a protein of 469 amino acids. The record is from RefSeq and is a predicted model, not a curated record.